Desarmillaria tabescens is the source of this 615-nucleotide messenger RNA. RefSeq lists its product as uncharacterized. Lineage: Eukaryota; Fungi; Basidiomycota; Agaricomycetes; Agaricales; Physalacriaceae. The transcript is spliced from 3 exons. The coding region runs from base 1 to 615 and encodes 204 amino acids. The record is from RefSeq and is a predicted model, not a curated record.
AUGAUCACUUUCUACGAUAUUCCCACCAAAGCGGCUGAUUCUCCGGGAACUAUGAUAACCUGGCGAACGAGGUAUUGUCUGAACCUCAAAAACCUGCCUUACAAGACUGUCUACAUUGAGGUCCCUGAUAUCGAAGCUCUCGCCAAGAAAAUCGGUGCUGCUCCCACCGACAUGUGGCCAGAUGGAGUUACCCCCAAAUAUACGGUUCCAAUAAUCCAGGACCACUCCACGGGUGCUGUCAUCUCCAACUCGCCUGCCAUAGCCGUUUACCUUGACAAGACCUACCUCUCUAUUGGACCCGUGCUCAUCCCUGCCGGGACUAUGGCCCUCCAGCUCGCCUUUCACCGACGCAGUGAGGAGCGCAAGGAGAUGUGGGCUGUGACGAAGAAGAAUCUGGGGAAGAUGGAUAAGUGGUUUGAAGGGAGCGAGGGCGGGGGUGACUUUGUUAUGGGCGAGGAACCGUGUUUUGCGGAUACGGUGCUUGGGGCGUUUUUUUGGUUGAUUAGAAGCACAGUUGGAAGGGAGAGCGAGGAGUGGAGGGAUAUUGUUACUUGGAAUGAUGGGAGGUGGGGAAAGCACCUAGACCGCUUGGGGCUGUAUGAAACGGUUGCGUAA